CGUAUUUUGUGAAAGGUGUUUCCCGGCCAGGGGUUUAUUUGUAGGCGUGAUUUUCCGAAACGCCUACUGGGACUGACGGGCUGUCAGUAAAAUAAUACACUGACUUGUUUGGUUUCGGCGGCUUUAUUUGACAUGUGGAUCAGAGCAGAGUAAUAUGAAGCUAGAAUCGUCUAGUUUAGUGUCGUAAGUACGGAUUUGCUAGUUUAAAUUUUUGAGUACUCUUGAACAAGCGUACUUUCCUGAUAGUUCAUGCGUUUUCUUUGGAGAGUGUAAUCUAUCUCUUGAAGAAUUUAUUGUCAAAACGCAAUGAAGGAUUUAUUUUUUUCCUCUUCUUCCGAUAAUUGAGGAAGGAAGGACGUGUUUUCUGGAGCCCUUUGCUUUAAGUUAACCUGGGAUUCCGAUGGCAAAUCCACAAUCCAAACUGCAACAAAGGCGACAGAUCCCGAAUUGCUACUACGAAGGUUAUCUUGAAAAGAGCUCAGCUAAAGAAAAGGUGUCCCAGCGUCUCUGGGCAUCCCUUUGUGGGAACACCCUGUUUUUCUACAACACCAUCAAGGACGUGGAGUAUGUGGACAGGAUUGACCUUGACGGAUUUAUCUCCCUGCUGGAUGACAACAGCCGAGACCGAAACCUGGGGGCAGCUCGAUUCCAACUGCGUACCAAGGAGGGGGAAUUCAAAAUCACUGUUCCCACUCUGGAAAAUCGUGAACUCUGGAAGGGCUUCAUCCAUGCUGUUGCAGAGCACUCUGUUCCCAGCACCCUAAAUCUGCUCCCAGGGCAAGUACACAUGUUGCAGGAGGUGGUAGAAAAAGAACAGGAGAGACAGAAUACAGCUGCUGUCCAAGACAAUCUCUACCUUUCUCUAGUGGCAGACAUGCCACCGUGUUUCCAUGAAGUCUCCCGGAAGGAGGCCAUGGGUCUUCUGGAGAAGUAUGCGGAUUGUGGAAACAUGCUGCUAAGACCGAGCAAAGACGGCUUCAUGGCCGUCACCACCCGCCAGGACCUGAAUGGGUCGGUGUUCCACCAUUACCGUGUCAUUCGAAGGCCAGAAGGAGGAUUUCUGAUUAAUCUGGAGACCCCAAUUCCCUGUGACAACCUCUAUGAAGUAAUCAAAUGCCUCGAGGAGAAAACCUCUGGAAUCCUACAGCCCUUCAUCCUCAAUAAUAUAUAUAAUGACAACAUCACUUUAGUUCAGCAGAAUGAGGAGAAUGGAGAGAAGAAUCUGAAAUUCAUCACAGGAAGCCCCAGUCUGAAAGCCCCUCCGCCAGGUAGCAACACGAUGCAGGAAUCCCUCCAUCCAGCUUGUGUCCCAGCGGGCCCAUCUAAGACAGCAAAUUCCAAGAAAAAGAAACCCAACCACACGGGCUCUGGCACACGUGCCCCAAUGCUCCUUCCAAAGUUUGUGAAGAAAUUUGUGUCAUCAGUUCAGGACUCACUUCCCAGUAAUUCCAGCAGUGAGGAACAGUCCAGUGGAACUGACCAGCUCCUUGUGACCGUACCCUCAGUGUCCGCGAAAACUGGCAUGCAGAACAAGCAAGCGAUUUCUAAACCACCUUUUGCUAUGGGCUCUUCAAUUGGAGACUUGCCCCUCGCAAAUGCCAAGGAAUCGAAACCCAACCACACGGGCUCUGGCACACGUGCACCAAUCCCCCUUCCAAGAUUUGGGAAGAAAUUUGUGUCACCAGUUCAGGACUCACUUCCCAGUAAUUCCAGCAGUGAGGAACAGUCCAGUGGAACUGACCAGCUCCUUGUGACCGUACCCUCAGUGUCCGCGAAAACUGGCUUGCAGAACAAGCAAGCGAUUUCUAAACCACCUUUUGCUAUGGGCUCUUCAAUUGGAGACUUGCCCCUCGCUUUCUCAGAGGAGCUUAAAAAGAAAGUGGAAGAAAGACAGGAGAACAAGAAGUGAUCUACCCAGCUCUUCGAAGCCAGCGUUUCUGCAAGGAAUCCCCCAGUCUUCCUCGAGAUCCCACGGAAGUGGCUGAAGGACUGCACACCGUGCACUGACAUUGCGUGCCUUUUGAUUUGGUGGGCAUGUGCACGCUGUGCACCAAUACAGACACUCCGAUGUGUGAGGAUCCAUAACCCUCGGCCUCAUAAGGCGCAGAAGCGAUCCAACGGGGUGGAAAGCUCUCCAGUACUGCGCCGAGGAGCGGCGAAGAUUGAUGAGGGAAAUUGAUUCUUGUUGGAAGCAGACCUGCUGGAUGCCUUAAGCGAUGGUAAAUCAGAGUGUAAGUGUCACAUCAGUGCCACAAUCAUUUGUUAACUGAAAUAUUGUACGUAUCUUAGUGUACAGCCACCUGCCGUUUAUCGAAUGACUUCUCCUCAUUUCUCUGGCUUCUUACUCACUCUCAGCAGACGCGCACAGAAUUAACAAUGUAAAUUUCUUGUACAGUUGGAACAUUUUUUUUGCAGUUCAUUAUAUUGAGAAGAAAUUUUGUUUUAUUUAUUAUGCACAAUCCUGGGGAUGUGUAAGACGCGUAAAUCAAACAUGAAUUUUUAUGUAACUCUACAGAUCCCCUUAGAAUGAUCACUUUGUAAUAGUACAUAGUAAAGUGAUGGACCUGAAA
Molecule: messenger RNA, 2570 nt
Organism: Brienomyrus brachyistius
Lineage: Eukaryota; Metazoa; Chordata; Actinopteri; Osteoglossiformes; Mormyridae
Product: signal-transducing adaptor protein 1-like
Exons: 17
Coding region: 401-1909 (502 amino acids)
Molecular function (GO): signaling adaptor activity
Source: RefSeq, a predicted model, not a curated record